AGUCUGAACAAACAGCCUGAAACGACGACUUUCCAACACGUCCGGAAAAGAAAAUAGGACAGAACAUAUUGUAUAAUAAUAAUAAUAAAAAACAACAGACAAGUCUGUUGUUCCUGUUCUAAUCUCUGGACCAUGUCAUACAACUGAAUCUAAUUGCAAUUCCUGUGAGCCGUGGCAAAGCUUUUGAAUUUAGUGCCUCUCCUCUCUGUUUACCCUUCCAGAUAUUGCAGAUACAGCAAGAUCAUGAGUGGGACUUCGGAAAAGAAACUUGUAAGAAUCGAUGUUAGUUCUGAUACUGUAUGCCCAUGGUGCUUUGUUGGCAAAAAAAAUCUAGACAAGGCCAUAGCUGCCUCCAAGGAUAAAUACAACUUUGAGAUAAUAUGGCAUCCCUUUCAACUUAGCCCUGAUGCCCCUAAAGAAGGCAUUGACAAGAGGGAGUAUUACAGAAGAAAAUUUGGAUCUCAAUCAGAACGGAUGGAAGCUCGGAUGUCAGAGGUGUUCAAGAAUGUUGGCUUGGAAUAUAGCUUGUCUGGACUCACGGGAAACACUAUUGACAGCCACAGGCUUAUAUAUUUUGCUAGGCAGCAGGGUCUUGACAAGCAACAUGAUCUAGUUGAAGAACUUAACAUUGGCUAUUUCACACAGGGAAAAUACAUUGGUGACCAUAAGUUUCUUCUGGAAUCUGCUGCAAAGGUUGGUAUAGAAGGAGCAGAAGAGUUUCUUAAGGACCCCAACAAUGGUUUGAAGGAGGUUGAGGAGGAGCUCAAAACUUACUCAGGAAACAUUUCAGGGGUUCCAUAUUACGUGAUUAAUGGGAAUCACAAGUUGAGUGGUGGACAACCCCCUGAAGUCUUCUUGAGAGCUUUUCAAGUUGCUACAAGUUAGAAUUUCACCUUCUCACAUUUUCUGCUUCCCUCUAUAAGAAUGAAACCUUGGAAAUAAAAAGUUGGCCAUUCACUGCUUUAUAAUACUCUAUCAAAUGUGAAACUUGUAUGGAUAUAAUGUAAGACAAUAUUCAUAAUUCAUGUCUUAUAUAAUUAUAUCACCGUUUGUGUCUUUGAACGUGCACCGGAUGCAACCAUAAUAAAUUGAAUGACUUACUGUUUAAUUGGCA
Molecule: messenger RNA, 1114 nt
Organism: Glycine soja
Lineage: Eukaryota; Viridiplantae; Streptophyta; Magnoliopsida; Fabales; Fabaceae
Exons: 8
Coding region: 244-885 (213 amino acids)
Molecular function (GO): oxidoreductase activity
Source: RefSeq, a predicted model, not a curated record